GGUGCUACCCGCCAUAAAACCGAAGAAGAACAUACAGGAAACACCAGCCGGUUCAGGGUCAGCUGUGCAUGUUAGAUCCAGAAUGGAGGUAAUGGUUGACGUGUAGUAAUGAGCGAAUAACGUGUUCGAGGGACUCUAAUCAGAUGUCAUAAUUUUGAGACAGUGAUUCAUUCCAAAAUAUCACGACAUCAAGACACUCUCACGGAACAGGGGGUUUGAUCACAGUAAGAUCUGUAAACAUGUCCUUAAAACUGACCACUCAAGCGUACUGUAAGAUGCUGCUACAUGCUGCUAAAUACCCUCACUGCGCCGUUAACGGGCUGCUGGUGGCUGAGAAACACAAAAAGAAGGACAGCCCAAGAGACUCAGUGUUGUGCGUGGAUUGUGUACCUCUGUUCCAUGGGGCUUUGGCGUUAGCCCCCAUGCUGGAGGUGGCACUCACAUUGAUUGAUACAUGGUGCAAAGAGAACAAGUAUGUUAUUGCUGGCUAUUAUCAAGCAAAUGAGCGUAUAAAGGAAGCCAGACCAAACCAGGUGGCUGAGAAGGUCGCUGCCAGAAUCUCAGAAAACUUCAGUGAGGCUGCAAUGAUCAUGUUGGACAACAGCAGAUUCACAAUGGAGUGUUUUGUGCCUGUUCUCUUCAUCUAUGAUCAUCAUGAUAACAAGUGGAAGUGCAGAGAGCCAAGCACUGACUGCUUUGAGGAUUGGAUAGAGGCACAGAAGAUCACAGCAGCUCUUUUAGAAAGCAAAUCAUACGAGAGUCUCGUAGACUUUGACAACCAUCUGGAUGACUUACGAAAUGACUGGACCAACCCUGAGAUCAAUAAAUCUGUCUUACAUCUAUGCUGAAGCCAUUCAGAGAUCCUGUCCACCUAACCAAACCACCAGUGCUUAAAUGGGAAGCAUAUCUGGCUAUGGCUGGAUAAUCAGUACUGUUAGUGACAUGCUCUCUCACUGAGAAGAAAGAUUUAAGAACGGAAAUGGAACAUUGUAAGUGCUGCAUCGUCAUGUUUGAAAACACUGAGGUGACUCAAGGAAUCCGAUGUCAAAUAGGUUUUAUACCCAUUUUCAUGCGAUAGUUUGUAUAAGACUCAAUUGUACAAUUUUGAAUGCUAUCGGACUAGUUUUAUUUAACUUAACUAAUUGAUAAAUAUGAUGAUUUCCCCCCCCCCCUUUUUUGGUAAGAAUCUUUAGUUUCAAUUACAGGUAUGGUUAUUUACUUUUCUUAACUACUUAAAUUGCUCAAAUGAAAAUAUCUUCAGUUUAGAAAUUAAUAUUUUGAUUUAUAAAAAAAGAGGUUGCUUUUAUGUUUGCAGCAGACCAAUAAUAAUUUGCUAGUGGUGGAAGAAUAAAUAUUUUUGGCUCAGAUUUUUCGGUAAGUAAAGGACUAGACUUUAGGUAUGAGGCCUUUAUGAUUGUAGAGUUUUAUAAAAAUUAAUUAAAAAAAAAAAACAUUCUUGCUUUUCCAAAUGAUUUUAAGCAAAUUUUUCAGAGAGUUCAGCUGGCUGUAGUGCAGUAGCAAAAUAUAAUUGAAACACUCCAUCAUAUAGGGAAACAAUAUAUUAAAGCAGUAUAUGGUGGCCCCAAAAGUAUUUGGACAGCCAUGCAAUGCUUAAAAAUCAUAAAUUGCAUUGCAUUUUCGUUUGUUUUGAAGAAAGAUGGCAUGCAAGCUUUUUUUUUAAGCAACAUAUUUUAUGGUUUAAAAUAACAGCUAAACAUAUCAUUACACUUUGUGUAUGAGGAAGUUUGCCUAAGUUUAACAGUUAAGUUUAUGAACUACCUGCAUGAACAUAAGCAGAGCUGAGUAUUAACUGAUCACGUCAUGUGGAUUACGUAAUCAGAUUCCAAAAAUUAAGUACUUGUAAUUACAUUGUUACAUAACUCAUAGUCGGAUAGCUGUGAAAUACUAUGUCUUUAUCAUAUUGAGUGACCUUCAUUUAUUGAUUUUAGAAAUCUGGACAAAAAUUAUUUAAAAUCUGAAACCCCUUUCACUUAAAAUAGUUACUUUGAGUAACCUUGACAUUUUAAGUUAAUAUCUCAAUAAUUUAACACGUUUGCAUG
Molecule: messenger RNA, 2060 nt
Organism: Sinocyclocheilus grahami
Lineage: Eukaryota; Metazoa; Chordata; Actinopteri; Cypriniformes; Cyprinidae
Gene: emc8
Product: ER membrane protein complex subunit 8
Exons: 5
Coding region: 240-848 (202 amino acids)
Cellular component (GO): EMC complex
Source: RefSeq, a predicted model, not a curated record